AUGAUCACACGGAAGGCACGAAAAUGGGAAAAGCUCCCGGGGAAAAACACUUUCUGCUGCGAUGGACGCGUAAUGAUGGCCCGGCAGAAAGGCGUCUUCUAUCUAACCGUAUUUCUCAUCGUCGGCACCUGCUCCUUGUUCUUCGCAUUCGAGUAAGUAUAGUUGCAUCUCCAGUGUUCAUUUGGGCGAUGAUAAAACAAACUGUCAAUCAUUGGGGCGUGUUUUCUCAAGAAAUCCUGAACAUGCACCAGCAGUGGAAGUGUCAUGACAUGAACAUUUUUAUUUGAGUGUAUAAAAUGUUUUCUAGGAAGAGGUGCAGGGCCGGUCCCACCUAAAUCUCGUUUAAAAGUGCAUUUCCUGCAAUUCUACACAUUUUUCCAUGGGGUGGAGAGCAAUUUUUGCAAUUUUAUUACACAUUUUAUGCAAUUCUAGUAAUUUUGCCAUGGGGCAGAGAGAAGAAAAAUCAGUUAUACAGUUAAUUCCCUGCAAUUCUACCUAUUUUGCCAUGAAUUAUGCCAUGUUAAUGAUAUCUGAUUGAGAGUGACUAACAAAAUCAAUAGAGGCCCCCUGGAGUUCAGGGUCCCUGGGCAUGUGCCUGGUUGGUAUUUGGCCAUGAUAGCUUGCUAGACUAACUUACCAAUCCAAAAAUUGUUAGCUGACAUGGCUAAUUGAGUGACUGUCAGUGAAUGACACAGCAAGAGAAACAUUGCUGAUGCACAACCAAAUGUUGCACCUUGUUUAUUCUACUAUUCUAACUCUCAACAGUAAGUUGAGACCCCGACUAAAAAAACGAAAGGAACAAAAGACCGUUGGGCCUGGAGCCCCUGAUGAGGUGCUUUUCCUAUAGGGCUGCAAGUCCGAUGCAAAUAAUAACCUGUAGUAGGCCUAGAAUAUAGGUUAUAUUUACGCUGUACCAAGUUAUGAUUGAAUAAUUAAUUAUUCAUAUUAUUCAUAUUAUAAUUUUAUGGGUUCUUAUAUUUGUCCUGUUUCACACAUGUACAAGUGUGUAUUAAUAUGCAUGUGUGAAAUUGAUUUUAAAAAGUGCAUAUCCAACUCCCCCUGAGACACCCUCAGUGAGUCGGGUCACGGCCAGGGGCUGACAUUAUCAAUGGAGACGCUGAAGCAAUUAAGAUUCAAACUAGCGACCUUUUAGGUUACUGGCCCAACGCUUGCCUAAACAUCAGCCUGUUACCAUGGUUAGCCCAUGGAUAUUCAGUCUGAAAGAAGUUUGCCAGAAAAAAGAGUCUCUAUAAGCAAGAAUGUUGAAUAAAAGAUGUACUUUACCAGUUGUUUGUGCUGUUGGUCCAUUUGGCGGUAGGAGGUGGAAAUACGUUAUUCACAGGAAGGUGUUGUUUACCCAAAUGUUUUGUUUGUUUCUCGGCAGCAGUAGGUUCUGUCACUUGUAUUUUCAAUCUCCUGAGGCAUUGCUGGUGAUGCACAAUAAGUAAACAAUAGCCGAAUGUAACCGAACAUAGUCGACCGGCACAAGUUUCCUUGCAAUCAGCUGGAAGUUUUUGUGAAAUUAGCCAGCUGAUUGUGUGGGACAACGUUCAGUUAGGCUCGGCCAUAUUGUGGAAGUGUUUUUAUUGCGUGCGAAGAAACUAUAUGCAGACCGUCGUACCGAAGGUUGGGAUGAAAACGCUUCCCUGUGGAUAUUUUGUCGCAGGUUACCUCCGACAUAGCUGCUGUCUGCCGAUUUUAUCCCUAAAGUAAUUUGAAAUGAAGUUUGUUCAACAUUCUGACUUGUAAUAGGACUGCUCGGGAAGGCUGAGCCUACAUCUUAGAGACGAGUGCAAGUGUUUUACUCUCGGAUUCUAAAAGAGUCUAAUGGUUAGGCUAUCUGCCGCUCUUAAGUAAUAAGGCAUAUAAAAUAUUCUCCCCACAAAAAUCAAUGGCUGAGUGGUAGCAUAUCAGAAGGGAACCAUUAUUGACUAAUAUCUAGUCUUGCAUAUUUCAAUCUUUAAUUCCCUUACUGUCAAGUGAAGGGGGCCCUUGCUCAAAAUUAAGCAUUGCCUUUCAGAACAUAAUAAUAUAACAUCAACCUAAGCCUACUGUAGAUUCUGCUGCCUCCAUCUAUCAAUUGAUUGCCUUUCUUGUACUUCAUCAACAUAAAGUAAAACUGCCUAACAAAGCUGGCCAAAGAGCAGUUCGGUCAAAUGCCUUGUCUGUGGGCCUGUCUCAAUUGUGGGUUUUGCAGAAUUCUCAUUAUUUAGCUAAAAAUGAGGGCCUCAAGGAAAAGUGGUCCAGUGUGUUAGAAAUACCAAGGCCAGUUUCUUGUUUUGCACUCUCCCUGAAACCACAAUACGUUUUCCUCCAUGAAAUGUAUGGCAUGAUGGAGAUGGCACUGCAGUGGAUAGCUGCCGUCUUAAAGGCUCCUGACCAAUUCUGUUAGUUUGUGUUUUUUUACACUGAUCUGAACUUUUUUUGUACAUAAUGUUUCCGUUAUAAUUUCCUAUGACCGAAAACAGCUUCUGGACAUCAGAACGGCGAUCACUAACCUUGAUUUGGAUGAAGAUUUAUUCUUCAACGAGUCAGGCAGCUCUGGAUGUUAUGCUUACGCCGGACCAGGCCCUUAUCCCUGGGACUCUAAAGCUGUGGUGAAAGAGAGGCAAGCAAGGUGGCGUCAUGAUUUGACUAAGUUGGCGAGCAUCUAGACCACCAUUGCCCUCUGUUUUGUUGACGAACGUACAAUCACUAGAGAACAAAUUGGAUGAGCUCUGUUCAAGACUAUCCUAUCAAUGGGACCUGAAGAACUGUAAUAUCCUAUGUUUUUCUCUAAGUCGUGGCUGACCAAGGACAUGUAUAAUAUACACCUCACUGGCUUUUCCAUGCAUCGUCAAGAUUGGACAGCAGCCUCGAGUAAGCUUAGAGGGGGAGGGGUGUGUAUUUGUUAACACUAGAACCGCCAUAGCCCAACGACCACCUGACACAUUUGAUUUUGUAAAUAGAAAAAAAUCUGCCGAAAAAAAGCUAUGUCCUGCUCCUUCCAUUACUUUUCCUAAAUGUUUGUAUUUUACACUGCUCAGUUGUCAGAAUUUUGAAAUCACAAACAGAAAAGUAUUCAGAGCCUUUUUACUUGUUUUUUUCACACCUAUUCCAAACUUAAUCUGCCAAGACAAUGUGCUGUAGGAUGUUGAUAACCAGCCAGGCGCUAAUGCGUCUACUUCUCCUCACUGAAUGAAUGACAAAUGGGUGAAUGGGCGAUAAUUGUGCAGCUUACUUCACAAUUGAAUUGAAAUUAGGCCUAACUGAAUGAUGAGGGUGAAGAGGUUGAUUUAAUUUAAUGAGUUUGUGUUAUGCCUAUUUAUCAGCAGCAAAUCAUUUGACCGCGCGCCUUGUGGGUUGAUACCUUUCUAUUUUACGUUUUACUUUGUAAAAAUAAGCUGUUAUGGGACUAUUUUUAUUUACUACAACUAUAUUACUAAUCAAAUGUAUUGUAAAGGAAACGAAAACAUGCUACAUGUUGCAGUAGGCCUUUAGAAUAAUGCAAAACAUAUCCUUGACUCUAUCCAGCGAAUUUUUUUUAGUCAUUUAGCAGACGCUCUUAUCCAGAGAGAGUUACAGUUAGUGAGUGCAUACAUUUUUUUUUUCAUACUGGCCCCCCGUGGGAAUCGAACCCACAACCCUAGCGUUGCAAGCGCCAUGCUCUACCAACUGAGCUACACGCGGCCAAAAACAAACAAACGAUGCCGGCCCACUGAAUGAAUGACAAAUGGAUGGAAUGGGCAAUAAUUGUACAAGUUACUUCACAAUUGAAUUAAAUUAGGCCUAACUGUAGUUGAUUUAAUUUAGAACAACAAUAAUGUAAUGAUGAGUUUGUUAUGCUUAUUUAUCAGUGUUGACGCUCAUGUUAAUAAUUUGACCGCGCGCCUUGUCGGUUGAUACCAUUCUUUUACUUUGUAAAAACCAGCUGUUACAGGACUGUUUUAUUUACUGUAACUCUGUUACUAAUCACAUUUAUUGUAAGGGAAAUGAAAACAUGCUACAGUUGAAGUCGGAAGUUUACAUACACCUUAGCCAAAUACAUUUAAACUCAGUUUUUCACAAUUCCUGACAUUUAAUCCUAGUAAAAAAAAAACAUUCCCUGUCUUAGGUCAGUUAGGAUCACCACUUUAUUUUAAGAAUGUGAAAUGUCAGAAUAAUAGUAGAGAAUGAUUUAUUUCAGCUUUUAUUUCUUUCAUCACAUUCCAAGUGGGUCAGAAGUUUACAUACUCUCAAUUAGUAUUUGGUAGCAUUGCCUUUAAAUUGUUUAACUUGGGUCAAACGUUUCGGGUAGCCUUCCACAAGCUUCCCGCAAUAAGUUGGGUGAAUUUUGGCCCAUUCCUCCUGACAGAGCUGAUGUAACUGAGUCAGGUUUGUAGGCGUACUUGCUCGCACACGCUUUUUCAGUUCUGCCCACAUUUUCUAUAGGAUUGAGGUCAGGGCUUUGUGAUGGCCACUCCAAUACCUUUACUUUGUUGUCCUUAAGCCAUUUUGCCACAACUUUGGAAGUAUGCUUGGGGCAAUUGUCCAUUUGGAAGACCCAUUUGCGACCAAGCUUUAACUUCCUGACUGAUGUCUUGAGAUGUUGCUUCAAUAUAUCCACAUAAUUUUCCUUCUUCAUGAUGCCAUUUAUUUUGUGAAGUGCCCCAGUCCCUCCUGCAGCAAAGCACCCCCACAGCAUGAUGCUGCCACCCCCGUGCUUAACGGUUGGGAUGGUGUUUCCUCGGCUUGCAAGGUACCCCCUUUUUCCUCCAAACAUAACGAUGGUCAUUAUGGCCAAACAGUUCUAUUUUUCUUUCAUCAGACCAGAGGACAUUUCUCCAAUAAGUAAGAUCAUUGUCCCCAUUUGCAGUUGCAAACCAUAGUCUGGCUUUUUUAUGGCGGUUUUGGAGCAGUGGCUUCUUCCUUGCUGAGCGGCCUUUUAGGUUAUGUCGAUAUAGGACUCGUUUUACUGUGGAUAUAGAUACUUUUGUACCUGUUUCCUCCAGCAUCUUCACAAGGUCCAUUGCUGUUGUUCUGGGAUUGAUUUGCACUUUUCGCACCAAAGUACGUUCAUCUCUAGGAGACAGAACGCGUCUCCUUCCUGAGCGGUAUGACGGCUGCGUGGUCCCAUGGUGUUUAUACUUGCGUACUAUUGUUUGUACAGAUGAACGUGGUACCUUCAGCCAUUUGGAAAUUGCUCCCAAGGAUGAACCAGACUUGUGGAGGUCUACACAUUUUAUUUCUGAGGUCUUUGGCUGAUUUCUUUAGAUUUUCCCAUGAUGUCAAACAAAGAGGCACUGAGUUUGGAGGUAGUCCUUGAAAUACAUCCACAGAUACACCUCCAACUGACUCAAAUAAUUUUAUGGAAUUUUCCAAGCUGUUUAAAGGCACAGUCAACUUAGUGUAUGUAAACUUCUGACCUACUGGAAUUGUGAUAGAGUGAAUUAUGAUUGAAAUAAUCUGUCUGUAAACAAUUGUUGGAAAAAUUACUUGUCAUGCACAAAGUAGAUGUCCUAACUGACUUGCCAAAACGAUAGUUUGUUAACAAGAAAUGUGUGGAGUGGUUGAAAAACUAGUUUUAAUGACUCCAACCUAAGUGUAUGUAAACUUCCGACUUCAACUGUAUGUGUUGCUGUAAGCCUUUAGAAUAAUGCAAAAUAUAUCCUUGACUCUAUCCAUGAUGAUGAACGGGGAACAAACGAUGCCAGUCAGCCUGCACAGCCGGCCCAUCGAAACUAUACCGACACUUAUUUCACACAUAAGAUUUAGCCUAUAUACAAGAUUACAUUGACAAUAUUAGCCCUAUCAGUUGUCAAAUUGUACAUGAAUAGAUGGGUGCAUCUUGUAAUUGACAGAUGCAGGUAAAGGAGCAUCACUUUAUCAAGUCCUCCUUACAUUUUAGUCAUUUAGCAGACGCUCUUAUCCAGAGCGACUUACAGGAGCGAUUAGGGUUAAGUGCCUUGCUCAAGGGCACAUCGACAGAUUUUUCACCUAGUCGGCUCGACGACCUUUCUGUUACUGGCACAACGCUCUUAACCACUAAGCUACCUGCCGCUACUUCAGUCACAUGCAGGUAAAACAAUUUGAUUUCUAUAUAGUAUCAGAAAAAGCAUAUUCUGCAGUUUCCAUGACACUUACCUUUGUAAAAAACACUCAAUUCAAGAGGUUCAGCUUUAUUUCUAAAUUUCACUUUUUCCAAGAAUAUCCAUGCUGUCCAUGUAUUCAGCACAUGACCACUCGCGCAACAGCAUUGCUUUGGCUACUAAGCAAAAACUAGUAACAUAAUAAAAUUAAAAUAUUAUGUUCUGUCGUCAAUGGAUGAAUGUGCGAUUACAAACUGAUAAUGGUGCAUGUGACUUCAAAACUGAAUGAUGAAGAGGGUGAUUUGAAUUUGAUCUGACUGACGAGGGCGAAAAGGAUGAUUGGAAUUUAGAACAAUAGUGUAAUGAUGAUGAAGAAUUGUGUUUUUUGUGGUCUAUUUUAUUAUAAAAGGCUGAAAAUUGUAUAUAAUUUCCCCUCGGAGAGUCAAAUCAUACACUGAGUACAACAUACAAUGUGUGUAGUUCACAGUGGCAAGCCAAUCCAAAUGCUACAGAAUUUAGAUGAGUUGGAGUCAGAUGGAGGAUCUGAUAUUGAGCCUAAAUCAACGUUGCUGAUGAAGACUCUUCAUCUGAUUCUGAUGUUGACUUCGAACUUCCACCUCUGGGACCUGAGCCUCACCGUGGGAAAAACCAGAACAGAGCCAACUGAGACGGUGAUCCCAACUGCGCACAGAAAAGGAAACAGUAUGUGGGACAUGUCUAUGGAUGAACUCAAAGCAUUUAUUGCACUCUUGUAUGUCCGCGGGGCAUACGGCGGAAAGAGCAUGGAUGUGGAGUCAUUUCUGUCUGAUAGGUAUGGGGUGGACCAUACCAUGCAACAGCUUCAGAGAGAUGAUGCGACACUUGUGGCAGGUGCACACGAAACAAGGCCCAUGAAAACUGUGCAGUGCAACCGAUUUUGUUUGUGGGGCUUGCUCACACAAAGCCCUGACGCUGUGUGCUGACUGUGGACCCGAAGCAUAAAGCGAAGACAAGAUUGAUUAAUGCGCAUAAGGGCACAAUACAGUAUCCGAUACAAUCAACAAAUUACUGUUUUUAUAUAUUGUAAUUCAUAUUUUUCCACAUUUAUUUAUGCAAUUCAUCCUUUUCUAAUUGUUCAUGCACUGGUGCUUUUAAUUUCACUUGUGCACCUUGCUGGUUAUAUAAUAUUUUUCAUUUCUACUUUGUCAAAAGAAGCUGUAACUUCUGGACUAUAACUCUAUUAGUAAUCGAAUCUACAGAUCAUGUUGAUCAAAUGGAUUAUACUGUUAGGUUUUUAUUGGAAGGGAAAUAAAAAUAGGCUGUUUUUUUUCUAGGACUUUGUAGAAUUAUACAAAACAUAUCCUUGACUCAAAUUGAUAUAUUUCCACUAUUAUUUCUUCAUGCAAUUAAACCUUCGCAAUAGUUUAUGCAAUAUUUAUCAAGCGUUGGCGCUUACGUUUGCGCACCUUGUGGGUUGAUAUGCAUCUGAUGCAUAUGCUAAAUAAAGGGGACGCCCAGCAACGUUCUCUAGGAUGAAAGGCCAGGCGGUUCUAUUGUUAACAGCUAAUGUUAAAGUCUCAAAUUUUUGCUCGCCUGAGUUAGAAUACCUCAUGAUAAGCUGCAGACCAUACUAUUUACCAAGAUACUUUUUCACGCCACUGUAGAUGAAAACUAUUUGCCCCUUUUUCUGAUUUUAUAUAUUUGUGCAUAUUUUUGGUAUUGAAUGUUAAGAUCUUCAACCAAAACCAAAUAUUAGAUGAAGGGAACCUUAGUUUACAAAUAACCCCACCCUCAAAAAUGGAUACUUAUUUAAUUAACAAAGUUGUGCAACACUCAAUUCCCCCGUGUUAAAAAGUAAUUGCCCCCUUACACUCAAUAACUGGUUGUGCCACCUUUAGCUGCAAUGACUGAAACCAAAUGCUUCCUGUAGUUGUUUAUCAGUCUCACAUCGCUGUGGAGGAAUUUUGGCCCACUCUUGCAUUUGUGGGUUUUCAAGCAUGAACUGCUCGUUUCAAGUCCUGCCACAACAUCUCUAUUGGGAUUAGGUCUGGACUUUGACUAGGCCAUUCCAAAACUUCAAAUUUGUUGCUUUAUUAGCCAUUUUCAUGUAGACUUGAUUGUGUGUUUUGGAUCAUUGUCUUGCUGCAUGAAGCAGCUGCGCUUUAGCUUCAGCCUAGCCUGACAUUCUGCUGUAGAAUUCUCUGAUACAGAGCAGAAUUCAUGGUUCCUUCUAUUAAGGUCGUCCAGGUCCUGAGGAAGCAAAGCAUCCCCAAACCAUCACACUGCCACCACCAUGCUUGACCGUUGGUAUGAGGUUCUUACUGUGGAAUGCAGUGUUUGGUUUUCGCCAGGCGUACUGGGACCCAUGUCAUCCAAAAAGUUGAGUCAAGUUUGCCAAAAAGCACCUGGAUGAUCAUCAAGACUCUUGGAAGAACGUUCUAUGGACAGAUGAUUCAAAAGUACACCCCAUCCACAUCGACGGGUCUGUAGUGGAGCAGGUCGAGAGCUUAAAGUUCCUCUGUGUCAACAUCACUAAGGAAUUAACAUGGUCCACACACACCAACACAGUCGUGAAGAAUGCACAGCAACGCCUCUUCCCCCUCAGGAGGCUAAAAAGAUUUGGCAUGGGGCCCUCAGAUCCUCAAAGUUCUACAGCUGCACCAUGGGGAGCAUCCUGACUGGCUCCAUCACCGCCUGGUAUGGCAACUGCUUGGUAUCCGACCGCAAGGUAGUGCGUACAGCCCAGUACUUCACUGGGGCCGGGCUCCCUGCCAUCCAGGACCUCUAUACCAGGCGGUGUCAGAGGAAGGCCCUUAAAAUUGUCCGACUCCAGCCACCCAAGUCACACUGCUCUCUAUGCUACCGCAUUGCAAGCGGUACCGAUGCACCAAGUCUGGAACCAACAGGACCCUGAACAGCUUCUACCCCCAAGCCAUAAGACUACUAAAUAGUUAUAGGUGCAAUAUUCAGAAUUCGCUCCGCCAUUUCCUGGUUGCUAAAAAUCGAAUAGUUCACCUAAUUUCCGUUGGUAACAAAACAAGCAAUGCAUAGUGUAGAGAAUCCUUGUACCAUCUUAAGCGCUGUGAAGUAUAUUUUCAAUAACCCAAAAUAUUGUAUUUUCAGCUGUUUGAAGCUGGUGUACAAAACCGAAAGUAAACGACGCAAAAAUGAAACUUAAGGGAUGCGUAGAAAUAGCCAAAUAGAACAGAUCUACCGCUUUAAAGAUUUGCUUUCAAUAAGAAUGACAUCUAAAAUUCAUAUUUCUAUGUGAAUUUGGUCGGGUUGACCAAAAAGUUACAUAUUGCAGCUUUAACAAAAUAGCUACCCGGACUGUCUGCAUUGACCCUCUUAGCACUAACUCCUUUGACUCAUCACAUAUGCUACUGCUACUGUUUAUUAUCUAUUCUGUUGCAUAUUCACUUUACCCCUACCUAUAUUAGGUCCAGGACGAUACCAGUAUUAAGGUACUCGUUAGUAUCGUGGCAACGAAAGAGAACACGAUGCGGAAUAAACUGCUUUAGGAAAACAGCCCUAAUGUUGGAAAACAAAAAUCAUUAUUUUGUCAUCCAGAGUCACAUUUAUUUAUUUUCUAAGCUAUAGCACACAAUAUUUUACAUACAGCAGGUUUUUAAAUGACCAAAGAGUUCUGCUUCAUGUUUUCAUUUUUGGCAUGGGAAAAAUAUUGCGAUAUGAAAAAAAUUAAAAUAUAUUGCGACAUUGUCCUGGCCCUAACAUACACUACCGGUCAAAAGUUUUAGAACACCUACUCAUUCAAGGGUUUUUCUUUAUUUUUACUAUUUUCUACAUUGUAGAAUAAUAGUGAAGACAUCAAAACUAUGAAAUAACACAUGUAUCAUGUAGUAACCAAAAAAGUGUUAAACAAAUCAAAAUAUAUUUUAUAUUUGAGAUUCUUCAAAUAGCCACCCUUUGCCUUGAUGCCAGCUUUGCACACUCUUGGCAUUCUCUCAACCAGCUUCACCUGGAAUGCUUUUCCAACAGUCUUAAAGGAGUUCCUACAUAUGCUGAGCACUUGUUGGCUGCUUUUCCUUCACUCUGCGGUCCAACUCAUCCCAAACCAUCUCAAUUUGGUUGAGGUCAGGGAAUUGUGGAGGCCAGGUCAUCUGAUGCAGCUCUCCAUCACUCUCCUUGAUAAAAUAUUCCUUACACAGCCUGGAGGUGUGUUGGGUCAUUGUCCUGUUGAAAAACAAAUGAUAGUCCCACUAAGCCCAAACCAGAUGGGCUGGCGUAUCGCUGCAGAAUGCUGUGGUAGCCAUGCUGGUUAAGUGUGCCUUGAAUUCUAAAUAAAUUACAGAUAGUGUCACCAGCAAAGCACCCCCACACCAUAACACCACCACCUCCAUGCUUGACCGGUAGUGUAUAUGUACAUAUCUACUUAAAUUACCUCGUACACCUGCACAUCGACACUGUACUGGUACCCCGUGUAUAUAGCCAAGUUAUCGUUACUCAUUGUGUAUUCAUUCCUUGUGUUAUUAUUUUUCUCUCUGCAUUGUUGGGAAGUAAUUCCACUAGACAGGGACCAUCACUGCUAGGUUACUAGACCUAAUGUAAUCAUCCAGUGGACUGCUGAGGAGCUACAUUAGUGGCUGCAGACUGCAGCUUCCUGAAGCCUCUGGCCCUACUGUAAGUGCCAAGCCCUUCCCAUCUCUGUUUGCACUCACUGGGAGUCUGGGUCGUGUUCAUUAGGCACCACAUGAAAGAAAACUGACUAAAACAGGGAGGGACUUUCUGGACUCCAAUCAAUAGUGCUAAAUUCUAUUGUAUGUUGCAAAACGUUUUAAAACAUUGUGCCCUUAUGAACAGACCAAGUUCUCAGCUGAGUCCCCACAGAGGGAACCGUUGAGACCGAUACGGAUGCCACUAGCUUAGCGGCUGAGUUUGAACCAGGGCCAACAAUGACUAAUGGCGCGAGUGUUGUUAGCACACUACGUUCAUAUUACAAUUGUCCCUCACGGGGGGACGCCUGAAUAUUAACAUGGAGAUUGUGCUGGGGAACAGGGGCUGUAAUUCAAAACUCUCCAUUACGGAGCAAUUUGAGACGUAUCUGAUCUAGCCCCUUGACGGGCUAGUGGCAAUUUGCUGAAAUGCUUUUCAAGAGUCAUGUUUGAGAGAGUAGCUCACUACCACUAAUCAACAGCUACAGGCACUCCUCUAUUAGAAACUAAGAAGUGAUAGCUGUGAUCUUUCACUUGCACUAUACUAUAUAUCUUAAGAGAUGAAUAAAUGUCUUAACAUAGAUGUCUAAAUCUUAAAUGACAUGGCUCAUGGGGGGAAAAAAGUAAAUCUUCACCUAAAGAGAUGUAUCUAUAUAGAUUCCCAUGGAUCUAGCCUUGUCCCAUGUUCUGUAUGUGCAGGUACAGUAUGGCAUGACAAUAGAGGAGUUGGCUAUAGCACAUUAUGGAACGAGGCUGCCAUGGAUCAUCUAUGGGAGAAAUUCUUCAGCUGGACACGAGGGUCUCUGUGAUUCUCGUUGGUAUCUGGCGAAGGUUUGACAUUCCUCAUUUAGCAAAAAUGUUAUUAAUGUUACUGUAGGCUAAACUAGUCUAACGGGAGUAGAGAAGCAUUGACGGAAACUGCUUUUGGUGUCAGUGCUUUCAUGGUUUACACCAAUAAGAGACUGGUCAGUAUAAUCAUCACUGGUGUAGCAUCUUCUCUACACUGAAUACAUAUACUUUUUCAGAGGGGAGACGGGUCUAAUACUACACCAAACAGAAGAAAAUUGUGUGAAACUAAGUCGUCUUAUCUGCACUUGCCAUUAAGAAAUUCUAAUUUCCGUUUUCUGUAAACGUUUUGAAAUGUUUUGCUUUGUGUACCCUAAUGUACUUGCCUGUCCACUCAUGCUGAAUUUAAUUCCGCUGCUCUAUCGAUGGCGCCAUACAUUGUCUGAAACUGCCAUCCUAGAAGUUGUUUGUGCAGACCUCAAAAUGAGGGGCAAUUAAUCAGCGAUCUAACCAUUUUAGAAUAUCAAAGUUGAUAACAUCAUCAUGUAGUCCGACUCUGGCUUAACGCAUCUGUUUCUAGGACCAAUCAGAACAGUCAGAAUGUGUUUGCAUUCUAGAAAAUGUCAGGGAGGAAAGCAAAUCCAGACUCGUCGUGGAAAAAGAAACGCUAGUUUGGCUGGAGCAAUGUGGAUGGGUAGUCGGGCUACUAAUGAACACGACCCAGUUCUGAAAGCUCAAGGCCAACAACUUCAGAGGAAUCCUAUGAUUGCAUUACUCUCUGACCCCCGUCUUAGUUCUCCCCCCACUAACUUUCCUUCCCUUGGGAAUCAAUUCACUGCAUUAGGGCUCUUCUUGUAAUGUGGAUUUAGGAUUAGAAAGUAGCAACAGGGCAUAGAUGGGAGAACAAAGAGGCAGUGUCCUCCAUGAGCGGGCUGGACCCAGUCCAAGAACAACCAACUGUGUAGACCUCUUAUUACUAAUCUCCAACCGUCAGCAGUCCAGCGAGAGAGGCGCUCCCCCUGAAGAGUAGCUGUACUAAAUUGCGGAAAUGAGCAACAAAUAGACAAAACAGAUUAGCCAAAUUGGUAGAAACCAUUUGUAGGAUGAGGUAGUCUUUUUCCAGCAUUGAUUCAUACAAAAGGAUUCACAGAUUGUGUGGGCUUACUACGGGGUAGGCCGUCAUUGUAAAUAAGAAUUUGUUCUUAACUGACUUGCCUACUUAAAUAAUAAAGGUAAAAUAAAGUUUUCCUCUGUGCCCCUGCCCAGUAACAUUUCACUAUUUGUUAUAAUAUAAUUUCAGACAUGCAUUUAAGUGGUGUUUGUGCUUUGAAUGGGAGCUUACCUCUGUGCCAGAGAGCAGGGUUGUGUUUAUUAGGGCACGUUUUAAAACGUUUUGCAACGUUUAUUGGACCAGGUCCCUCAGUUUGUCUGUUUUUUUCCAUUUGACUCAGGCUUUGAUAGCAGCAGUGGUACGUGGGUAAAAUCACCAGGGAAGCCAAUCCAGAAAAAAAAGGCAUAUUACAACCUAUGUGUUAUGAUAAUUGCAUUUGCUCUACAACCUAUUAGUUCAUAUGCCUUGACGCCGUGAUACUUUUGGUAAUGUAGUGUAUGUGGACACCUGCUGCUAUAACAGCCUCCACUCUUCUGGGAAGGCUUUCCACUAGAUGUUGGAACAUUGCUGCGGGGACUUGCUUCCAUUCAGCCACGAGCAUCAGUGAGGUCGGGCACUGAUGUUGGCUGAUUAGGCCAGGCUUGCAGUCGGCGUUCCAAUUCAUCCCAAAGGUGUUCGAUGGGGUUGAUUCAGGGCUCUGUGCAGGCCCGUCAAGUUCUUCCACACCGAUCUCGACAAACCAUUUCUGUAUGGACCUCGUGACGGUGCCACGUUAAAUCUUCAGUAAGGCCAUUCUACUGCCAAUGUUUGUCUAUGGAGAUUGCAUGGCGGUGUGCUCGAUUUUAUACACCUGACAGCAAUGGGUGUGGCUGAAAUAGCUGAAUCCACUCAUUUGAAGGGGUGUCCACAUACGUGUGUGAUAUAUAUUUGGCUAAGGCCGAGACAAUGAGAAGACACAGUGGCAGAAUACAUUCAACCACACACUUGUUUCAUUACAAAACCGGAGAGCAACAUCUGUCCGGUGAAGUCCACAAAACAUAUUGCAUGUAACAAACCAUCUGUCCUCGGUUGCAACACUCAGUAACAAGUUCCAAACUGCCUCUGGAAGCAACGUCAGCACAAUAACUGUUUGUCGGGAGCUUCAUGAAAAGGUUUUCCAUGGCCAAGCAGUCGCACACAAGCCUAAGGUCACCAGGCGCAAUGCCAAGCAUCGGCUGGAGUGGUGUAAAGCUCGCCGCCAUUGGACUCUGGAGCAGUGCAAACGCGUUCUCUGGCGUGAUGAAUUAUGCUUUACUAUCUGGCAGUCUGACGGACAAAUCUGGGUUUGGUGGAUGCCAGGAGAACGCUACCUGCCCGACUGCAUCGUGCCAACUGUACAGUUUGGUGCAGGAGGAAUAAUGGUCUGGGGAAGGCCCUUUUCUGUUUCCGCAUGACAAUGCCCCCGUGCACAAAGUGAGGUCCAUACAGAAAUGGUUUGUCGAGAUCGGUGUGGAAGAACUUGACUGGCCUGCACAGAGCCCUGACCUCAACCCCAUCGAACACCUUUGGGAUGAAUUGGAACGCCGACUGAGUGCCAGGCCUUAUCGGCCAACAUCACUGCCCAACGUCACUAAUGCUCUUGUGGCUGAAUGGAAGCUAGUCCCCGCAGCAAUGUUACAACAUCUAGUGGAAAGCAUUCCCAGAAGAGUGGAGGCUGUUAUAGCAGCAAAGGGCGGACCAACUCUAUGUUAAUGGCCAUGAUUUUGGAAUGAGACGUUCGACAAGCGGGUGUCCACAUACUUUUGACAAUGUAGUGUACAUUCAGCCUCUUGUAAAUUGAAGAAAAGGUAUGAAACACAAAGACGAAAGACAAAAAUAAUUUCUUUUUUUCUUGGUAUAUGUUUUAGGGAAGCCUGGCUUCCCUUGGCCUCCAUGAAUAAGCGGCGAUAUUUACAAUGUAGAAAAUAGUCAAAAUAAAGAAAAACCCUGGAAUGAGUAGGUGUCCAAACUUUUGAAUGGUACUGUAUGUUUGUUUUACUAUUCUUGUGGGGACCAAAACAUUUAUUCCCAUUCAAAAUCCGAUUUUAUCUUAAACCCUAAAACUAAAUCUAACCUCUAAUUCUAACACACUCCCUAAUUGUAACCCUAAAAAUAAACCUUACCCCUUAAAAAGUGUUUUUCCUUGUGGGGACCGGCAAAUUUUCUUUGUUUUACUAUCCUUGUCAGGACUUCUAGUCCCCACAAGAAUAGUAAAACCACACCACUCACAAACAAAGGGAUAUGGAGACAGCUUCUAGCUUGUCCCUCCCUGUUUGUGUUUUCCUGCCUAAUAAACACGACCCAUUAAGUAAAUGCCCUAAUUUAUAUUCAGCUUCUUAGAAACCAUUCUGCAUCUAGCUCCAAUAACAAUGAGAACGGUUUUGUUCAGUAGGGCACAACGUAACAAAACUUCUAACAUCGAAAAUGAAAAUGAUUGGAUGAGUCAAGGUUUUGGUGCCUAAUGAACAUAACUCAGUCAAUGCGCUGAUUUUUAUUCAGCUGAGAACCUACUGUAUCUACUUCCAAUAACAAUAAAAUGGAGUCUUUGUUCCCUAAAAGCUUUCUUGUUAAAGGUUGUGUUGUGUUUAUGGGGAGAGUGAAUUUCUGUGGAAUUAUCCUAUUCAUAUCUGUAUUUCAAUACAAGCAGGCGAGCUAGGGACUGACACUUAAUACAUAUUUGCCUCCUCGUCCAAGUGCUUUGUAAUGGAUGACAGAUGACACUAUUUUCCCAAGAGAUGUCUUCUGUCUGAUGUCAACUCUUUUUAAAGGCCUGGACUCAGGUGCGUGUACUGCCUCAUAGCCACUUUGGCAGCAAUCGGUCCCUUCCCAAUUUGCAGAUCAAUAUGGAUUGCGUCCCAUAUGGCACCCUACUGGGCUCUGGUCAGAAGUAGUGCACUAUGGGGGAUAGGGUGCUAUUUGGGACACAACCAAUGUAUUGCAGUUGCUUGUUGGGCCCUUAGUAUUGUGGAAAAUCUAUGUUCCUUUUUCCUCUGUCAGAGGUCACUGGUGUGGUAUUUCAAUGUUUCUGGAAUCGAAUCGUUAUUAUCUGAUUACGGUAAUUAAUCACUUUGUUCUGCUCCACUGUGUUACAACUUUGUGUUGCUGAUUCAACUUGUUUCUGACUACUAAGAUCAGUUUUCAAUUCCAACCACACAUAAAUUCAGAUUGUCCUUAAGUUUCCUAAAUGAUUAAAGCUGAAUAAUGAACUUAAAACGCUACAAUGUAAUUUUAUGUCACUAAACUGCACCCUUACUUGGGAUUCUUUCUUAUUGUUUGAAAGGGACGUUUCCAGCCAGCACUUUGGGGUCUUACAGUCUUGUGGCCAUAGCUGGAGGUCUCGGUCUCCAGCGGAUAUGUCAGGGCACAAACAUUGUGGAAAGUUCAUAUAGAAAUAUACUGUCUAGAACAAACAUGACAUGUAGAAUAAGGAAUCGCCUACUGCUGAACGUGUUGUUGAGAUGACUGAAUGAGAGAUCACUGGGACCUCUUUUUAUGGAACUAUUUCCCAUGGGCAUCUGAAAGAGAGAAGCAUCAAAUGUAGUUUGUGGGCUCUCUUUCUAGGGCACUGGCGAGAAACAAAGACUGGGAGUAAGAGCGAGUGAGCGAGACAAAGGGACAGAGAGAGACACAGAGAGGGAGAGAGUUGUAGGCAGACAUCCUUACAGAAGACGGAGGUUACACAGCUGGCCCACUGCAGAUCUGCUAGCGCAGCAGUACGGUACAUCAUUAAUUGGACGGCUAACGCUGAUGUCAAGUUUAAAGUCUGGGUAGGAAAUACCUAGGCAUGACAUCUCCCUCUGAUGCUCAGGCACGGUGGUGUUGCUCAGCAUGAGGAGUACUAAUAUUUUAAGGCUGCAACAUCUCUACUUUAGAGAUAUCUCCACUCUCGAAGUACAUGAUGGGCCAGUUUUAGCCUAGUCCUUGGCUAAAAAGCAUGCUCAACAGAGAUUGUUUUUUUUGUCCAGGAGUAGGUGUAAUCUGUGUAAGCCCGUUUCAUGGACACACCAACUCGAAGGGAACAGUUCUUGUUACUUAACAAGUCCUGUACAUAUCCUCUCCUCGGUGCAUUGUGUGUGUGAAGUUCAAUGGUUCAAAGUCUAGAUUAGAGAGCCCUCAUGCAAAUGUCCCUUCCCCUCCAGUAGUUAAAACUUCUCACUCUGCAUCAGUUACCUAUUAUAAUUCGUACCAGGUAGGAGUGGUGCCUUUGCAUUGCAAAAAUUGGCAGGGGUGAUAUGUUAUCUCUGCUUUCAAGAAUUGGCUGUGUGACAACUUUUACAGGGCCCAUGGCAUGCAUGUUGGGCUCAAGGCCCAAUUUUAAAGGGAUAGUUCAGCGAAAUUACAUAUUUAAAUACCGGUAUCUUAAAUGAAUUGUGUUGCUCAAAAAAAUGAAGGGAACACUUAAACAACACAUCCUAGAUCUGAAUGAAUGAAAUAAUCUUAUUAAAUACUUUUUUCUUUACAUAGUUGAAUGUGCUGACAACAAAAUCACACAAAAAUGAUCAAUGGAAAUCAAAUUUAUCAAUCCAUGAAGGUCUGGAUUUGGAGUCACCCUCAAAAUUAAAGUGGAAAGCCACACUACAGGCUGAUCCAACUUUGAUGUAAUGUCCUUAAAACAAGUCAAAAUGAGGCUCAGUAGUGUGUGUGGCCUCCACGUGCCUGUAUGACCUCCCUACAACGCCUGGGCAUGCUCCUGAUGAGGUGGCGGAUGGUCUCUUGAGGGAUCUCCUCCCAGACCUGGACUAAAGCAUCCGCCAACUCCUGGACGGUCUUUGGUGCAACGUGGCGUUAGUGGAUGGAGCGAGACAUGAUGUCCCAGACGUGCUCAAUUGGAUUCAGGUCUGGGGAACGGGCGGGCCAGUCCAUAGCAUCAAUGCCUUCCUCUUGCAGGAACUGCUGACACACUCCAGCCACAUGAGGUCUAGCAUUGUCUUGCAUUAGGAGGAACCCAGGGCCAACCGCACCAGCAUAUGGUCUCACAAGGGGUCUGAGGAUCUCAUCUCGAUACCUAAUUGCAGUCAGGCUACCUCUGGCGAGCACAUGGAGGGCUGUGUGGCCCCCCAAAGAAAUGCCACCCCACACCAUGACUGACCCACCGCCAAACCGGUCAUGCUGGAGGAUGUUGCAGGCAGCAGAACGUUCUCCACGGCGUCUCCAGACUCUGUCACGUCUGUCACGUGCUCAGUGUGAACCUGCUUUCAUCUGUGAAGAGCACAGGGCGCCAGUUGUGAAUUUGCCAAUCUUGGUGUUCUCUGGCAAAUGCCAAACGUCCUGCACGGUGUUGGGCUGUGAGCACAACCCCCACCUGUGGACGUCGGGCCCUCAUACCACCCUCAUGGAGUCUGUUUCUGACCGUUUGAGCAGACACAUGCACAUUUGUGACCUGCUGGAGGUCAUUUUGCAGGGCUCUGGCAGUGCUCCUCCUGCUCCUCCUUGCACAAAGGCGGAGGUAGCGGUCCUGCUGCUGGGUUGUUGCCCUCCUACGGCCUCCUCCACAUCUCCUGAUGUACUGGCCUGUCUCCUGGUAGCGCCUCCAUGCUCUGGACACUACGCUGACAGACACAGCAAACCUUCUUGCCACAGCUCGCAUUGAUGUGCCAUCCUGGAUGAGCUGCACUACCUGAGCCACUUGUGUGGGUUGUAGUCUCUGUCUCAUGCUACCACUAGAGUGAAAGCACCGCCAGCAUUCAAAAGUGACCAAAACAUCAGCCAGGAAGCAUAGGAACUGAGAAGUGGUCUGUGGUCACCACCUGCAGAACCACUUCAUUAUUGGGGGUGUCUUGCUAAUUGCCUAUAAUUUCCACCUGUUGUCUAUUCCAUUUGCACAACAGCAUGUGAAAUGUAUUGUCAAUCAGUGUUGCUUCCUAAGUGGACAGUUUGAUUUCACAGAAGUGUGAUUGACUUGGAGUUACAUUGUGUUGUUUAAGUGUUCCCUUCAUUUUUUUGAGCAGUGUGUAUAUAUAUAUAUAUAUAUAUAUAUAUAUAUAGAUAUAUAUAUAUAUAUAUAUAGAUAGAUAGAUAGAUAGAUAGAUAGAUAGAUAGAUAUAGCCUACUCUGAACAGACUAAUUUGGGGAGCUUUUCGCUCAAAAGAAGGGCAGAGAUGGGGCUGGGCGACGUAUCAAUAGUAAAACCACACCAGUGCCUUGUAAAAGUAUUCAUCCCCUUGGCGUUUUUCCUAUUUUGUUGCAUUACAACCUGUAAUUUAAAUGGAUUUUUAUUUGGAUUUCAUGGAAUGGACAUACACAAAAUAGUCCAAAUUGGUGAAGUGAAAUUUUUAAAAUAACUUGUUUAAAAGAAUGCAAAAAAAUAAAUAACGAAAAAGUGGUGCGUGCAUAUGUAUUCACCCCCUUUGCUAUGAAGCCCCUAAAAUAAGAACUGGUGCAACCAAUUACCUUCAGAAGUCACAUAAUUAGUUAUAUUGCACACAGGUGGACUUUAUUUAAGUGUCACAUGAUCUCAGUAUAUAUACACCUGUUCUGAAAGGCCCCAGAGUGUGCAACACCAGUAAGCAAGGGGCACCACCAAGCAAGCGGCACCAUGAAGACCAAGGAGCUCUCCAAACAGGUCAGGGACAAAGUUGUGGAGAAGUACAGAUCAGGGUUGGGUUAUAAAAAAAUAUCAGAAACUUUGAACAUCCCAUAGAGCACCAUUAAAUCCAUUAUAAAAAAAUGGAAAGAAUAUGGCACCACAACAAACCUGCCAAGAGAGGGCCGCCCACCAAAACUCACAGACCAGGCAAGGAGGACAUUCAUCAGAGCGGCAACAAAGAGACCGAAGAUAACCCUGAAGGAGCUGCAAAGGUCCACAGCGGAGAUUGGAGUAUCUGUCCAUAGGACCACUUUAAGCCGUACACUCCACAGAGCUGGGCUUUACGGAAGAGUGGCUAGAAAAAAUCCAUUGCUUAAAGAAAAAAAUAAGCAAACACGUUUGAUGUUCGCCAAAAGCCAUGUGGGAGACUCCCCAAACAUAUAGAAGAAAACUAAAAUUGAGCUUUUUGGCCAUCAAGGAAAACGCUAUGUCCGGUGCAAACCCAACACCUCUCAUCACCCCGAGAACACCAUCCCCACAGUGAAGCAUGGUGGUGGCAGCAUCAUGCUGUGGGGAUGUUUUUACAUUGGCAGGGACUGGGAAACCGGUCAGAAUUGAAGGAAUGAUGAAUGGCGCUAAAUACAGGGAAAUUCUUGAUGGAAACCUGUUUCAGUUUUCCAGAGAUUUGAGACUAGGGCGGCGGUUCACCUUCCAGCAGUACAAAUACCCUAAGCAUAUUGCUAAAGCAACACUUGAGUGGUUUAAGGGGAAACAUUUGAAUGGCCUAGUCAAAGCCUAGACCUCAAUCCAAUUGAGAAUCUGUGGUAUGACUUAAAGAUUGCUGUACACUAGCGGAACCCAUCCAACUUGAAGGAGCUGGAGCAGUUUUGCCUUGAAGAAUGGGCAAAAAUCCCAGUGGCUAGAUGUGCCAAGUUUAUAGAGACAUACCCCAAGAGACUUGCAGCUGUAAUUGCUGCAAAAGGUGGCUCUACAAAAGUAUUGACUUUGGGGGGGUGAAUAGUUAUGCACGCUCAAGUUUUGGGGGGGAGAAACUCUUACUCUAGUGAAAGGAGGAUAAACCGCACCGAUUCCAGCAAAACAUUUGCCUCUGAAGACUGAGCUGCCUCAUGCUAGCCAUCUGGAAAACAACGACAUAGGACACAUUUUCAAUGUAUUGGUAUGUAGCUAUGUUUUUAUCAAUGGUAAGGAUGUAGCCACUGGAUUCUGGUAGUUUUCACUUGAAAGGAAAAACAAUCACAAUUUGCCGCUGGCACAGCACUGCCUCUCGCCUCAAGCGUUGCCUCAAUCAACGGCACUUGCUAUCUGGGAUACUUGGGAUGUCCCUACCCCCAUUUGAAGUUGGCAUUUUAAAUGGUUACAGUAAAGGUUCAAGUUAGGUAGGGGUUAGGGUUUGGCAUAGGGGCGUCCCUGGCACUUUACUGAGCUGGCAAGCUUCUAUCUACUCCGCAUUCACCGUAGAAGCACUAAUGAUUAGUUCACUCUCCUGUCCAACUGGUGUAGUUGUGUUGGGUGAUAGUGACCAGUAUUGCUGUAGUGCACAAAGGCAAGAUGGGCGCAAGCUUUUUCUCCGCAUCUUAUUUCGGUCCUUUUCGGUGGAUACAAAUGCGUCCGUAAAAGGCCAAUAUCGGCAGAUAAUAUCGGUCAACCGAUAAAUCUGUCAUGCUCUAAGAACCACCCAAAUAUAUGGCUCUGGUACCACCCUGGUUUUGGCUACUGGUAAUGCCCAGGAAUUCCAGGAGAGGAUGCUUGGUGUUGACUGGAACUGAUGGUGAUAAGUGUGACUAGAAUGCUCAACCAGUCAUCAGUGCUGGAAUUAUACGUCAUUGACAGACUGCGAGAGGGCUGAGACCAAGCUUCCUUCCCCUGCCUUUCUGUUUUCUCAAUUCACUUCCUGUCCUCUCAAUUUACUUCCUGUCCUCUGUUGUCUAUGCUGACUCUGCAGUAAUUUAACAAGCUCUGGGCAACUGUCUCAGGGCUUGAACCAGUGGAAAUGUAUAUUGAUUGGAUGGAUCUCUCCUUAAUAAUUUUGUUCAUUAGUGUAGAAAAGGUAGCCUGGUCCCAGAUCUGUUUGUACUCUUAUGGUCGUUGUCAAGGCAAAGAAGUUUGACACACCGCAAAAACAGAGCUGGAACCAGGUACAGGGAGAAACUUAUCGGACCUGUCCUGCAGGUAUGGCACCAGUAUGCAGACUUACCUGUCUAAUCUACAUAGUGCCUUUUGCUCUGCUAAGAGUUAAAAGGAAUAAAUCCUGAAAUCAAGUCAAUCUACAUAAUGUGAAAGGAACAGGUGGAUAUUGUUACCCUGUUUUUUGUUGGCUCACUCUUGGACACUGUAGCUACACCCCUCCCCUUAACCUCUUCCCCCCUCUUACAGUAUGUUUCCGCUGUGGUGUAGGACAGUGUUUAUGAGUCAGCAUAAAAUGGCACCCAAACAAAGAGGAAAUGGAACAUUUUAAAUGGGAACUGAAAAUGACAGAACCAGCCUAACCAGUCAGUGUCCGGGGCUUACAUCACAACAGCAUUUGUACCAGACUGAGUUGGGAGUGUUUGUUUUUCAACUAGAAAGUAUUUUCUUGGAUUGAUAAUAUUUUGGGAUUUUUGGAUAAUGUUUUUGGAUUUUGUAGGGAGAUUCACAGUCUUUAUCUGGAUCCACUAGAAAUCUGGUGUUUUGAAAAAAUGAUUUCCUUUUUACAUACCUCUUGCAUAAUCAAAUCUAUAUCCUGUUACACCAGGGUUUCGCAAACUCUGUCCUCCGGACCUCAAGGUGUGCACAUUUUGGUUUUUGCGCUAGCACUACACAGCUGAUUCAACUAAUUAACUAAUCAUCAAGCUUUGAUCAUUUUGAAUCAGCUGUGUAGUGUUAGGGCAAAAACCAAAGCGUUACACCAUUUGGUCACUGACACUGUGAAAUACACUCAUGAUGACUCAUCAACCAUGUGCUGUCUAACAUGCAAUACUCAGGAUAUUGCCCUGUAUGACCAGAUAUUGUAGUAGGUAGCCUGGUGGGUAGGAGCGUUGGGCCAGUAACCGAAAGGUUGCUGGAUCGAAUCACAGAGCUGACAAGGUAAAGAUCUGUCGUUCUGCCCCUGAGCAAGGCAGUUAACCCACUGUUCCCUGGGCGCCGACGACGUGGAUAUCGAUUUAAGGCAGCCCCCCGCACCACUCUGAUUCAGAGGGGUUGUGUUAAAUGCGGAAGACACAUUUCAGUUGAAUGCAUUCAGUUGUACAACUGACUAGGUUUUCCCCUAGAUUCAUCCUAGAUUCUCUUCUUUCCCAUGCUCCCUUCACAAUGAAUUCUAUGUGGCAUGCAUUAUGAAGAGGGAAGUGUUAUCAUAAUAUAUUACCCUUACAUUAUGGAUGUGUGAUCUCUUCACAUGGGGAAGAAGGAGAGAAGUGCAGCUUCUCUAUGAAUAGCUCAAUGCAGUGGCCUGUGGCACUUACCAAUCUGCCGCAUCACUUUAUAGACCACCUUCGUCACCGUGACGGGAAUAAUUGCUUUUUUAGAAGGGAAUCCUGACUAUAUUGGUAGUUUACAGUUUAGGCGUGCCAAUUGGACUUAUGUUAAUGCAGCCCUCCCCUCUCCAGAGAGCGUGAGCGUUCGGAAGAGUAAACACGGCCUCCGGCUGUUGUUGAUUCUUGGGCCAUGGCUGCAGUGCGUGCGUGCGUGCGUGCGUGUGUGUGUGUGUGUGUGUGUGUGUGUGUGUGUGGCCCUAGGGGAAGGGUUGCAGACCAGACGGCCCUAACGGCACGUUGCAACAGUGACCUUCUGCUCUACAAGGAUGUGUACAGGCUUGUUUCUCAGUGCCGACUGUGCUGCGCUUCUGUUGACAAUUAUGGGAUGUUAAUAGUUUCUUGUGUAAAGACGAGGGCUUCUUCCACCCCUGAUGUAGUUAUCUUCGCAGCCAUAUUGUUGUGCUGCCAUAAAAGGAAAAAUAGAUUUGCUCCUCGGUCAUGUAAAUGCAUACAGUUGAAGUCAGAAGUUUACAUACACCUUAGCCAAAUACAUUUAAACUCAGUUUUUCACAAUUCCUGACAUUUAAUCCAAGUAAAAAUUACCUGUCUUAGGUCAGUUAGGAUCACCACUUUAUUUUAAGUAUGUGAAAUGUCAGAACAAUAGUAGAGAAUUAUUUAUUUCAGCUUUUAUUUCUUUCAUCACAUUCCCAGCGGGUCAGAAGUUUACAUACACUCAAUUAGUAUUUGGUAGCAUUGCCUUUAAAUAGUUUAACUUGGGUCAAACGUUUCGGGUAGCCUUCCACAAGCUUCCCACAAUAAGUUGGGUGAAUUUUGGCCCAUUCCUCCUGUCAGAGCUGGUGUAACUAAGUCAGGUUUGCAGGCCUCCUUGCUUGCACAUGCUUUUUCAGUUCUGCCCUCAAAUGAUCUAUAGGAUUGAGGUCAGGGCUUUGUGAUGGCCACUCCAAUACCUUGACUUUGUUGUCCUUAAGCCAUUUUGCCACAACUUUGGAAGUAUGCUUGGGGUCAUUGUCCAUUUGGAAGACCCAUUUGCAACCAAGCUUUAACUUCGUGACUGAUGUCUUGAGAUAUCCACAUCAUUUUCCUUCCUCAUGAUGCCAUCUAUUUUGUGAAGUGCACCAGUCCCUCCUGCAGCAAAGCACCCCCACAGCAUGAUGCUGCCAACCCUGUGCGUCACGGUUGGGAUGGUGUUCUUCGGCUUGCAGGCUACUCCCUUUUUCCUCCAAACAUAAUGAUGGUCAUUAUGGCCAAACAGUUCUAUUUUUCUUUCAUCAGACCAGAGGACAUUUCUCCAAAAAGUAAGAUCUUUGUCCCCAUGUGCAGUUGCAAACCGUAGUCUGGCUUUUUUAUGGCGGUUUUGGAGCAGUGGCUUCUUCCUUGCUGAGCGGCCUUUCAGGUUAUGUCGAUAUAGGACUCAUUUUACUGUGGCUAUAGAUACAUUUGUACCUGUUUCCUCCAGAACCUUCACAAGGUCCUUUGCUGUUGUUCUGGGAUUGAUUUGCACUUUUCGCACCAAAGUACGUUCCUCUCUAGGAGACAGAACGCGUCUCCUUCCUGAGUGGUAUGACGGCUGCGUGGCCCCAUGGUGUUUAUACUUGCGUACUAUUGUUUGUACAGAUGAACGUGGUACCUUGAGGUGUUUGUAAAUUGCUCUCAAGGAUGAACCAGACUUGUGGAGGUCUACAAUUGUUUUUUCUGAGGUCUUGGCUUAUUUUCUUUUGAUUUUCACAUGAUGUCAAGCAAAGAGGCACUGCGUUUGACGGUAGGCCUUGAAAUACAUCCACAGGUACACCUCCAAUUGACUCAAAUGAUGUCAAUUAGCCUAGCAGAAGCUUCUAAAGCAAUGACAUCAUUUUCUGGAAUUUUCCAAGCUGUUUAAAGGCACAGUCAACUUAGUGUAUGUACAUUUCUGACCCACUGGAAUUGUGAUACAGUGAAAUCUGUCUGUAAACAAUUACUUGUGUCAUGCACAAAGUAGAUGUCCUAACCAACUUGCCAAAACUAUUGUUUGUUAACAAGAAAUGUGUGGAGACUUCAACUGUAUAUAUUUUAUAUCAGAUAAGGAGUAUUAGUUUUGGUAUGAAAUUGAAGGCAAGAAAUUGUCAUUUCCACUUUAUUCAUGAGAAUUUGCAUCAACAUAACUAAACAGAACAAUCACCAUGGCACGAACUAUCCUGCUUUAGCUUAAUGUUUUACGGGUCAAUCACAUUAUAAUCCCUCAGUAUGGAGUAUUAAGAGACAACUUUGUGUGGUGCUUGUGUGUUUGCUGGAAUAUUGCUAUUUAACCUAUGGUCCUCUUGUCACAUCUGCAGGUGUCCAUACCUGGCAAUCCACCUGUCCCCUGCCAUCCCGGUCUUCGCUAUCGUCCUCUUCCUCUUCGUCAUGGCCAUGCUGCUAAGGACCAGCUUCAGUGACCCGGGGGUGUUGCCGCGUGCACUCCCCGAGGAGGCCACCUUCAUCGAGAUGGAAAUCGGUGAGUAGUUGACCCCUAACUGUGUUAUCAUCAUCAUAAUCCACACCCUUGCCUCCCUCAUUCUUCCCUAGGCCCUGUCUAGAAACAAGCCCUAGGCCAGGGUUCCCCAACUGGCCGCCCCCAGCAAAUCAGUUCCAAGUGUUUUUAAUUUUGGAAAUCUGUUCCAAAGUAUUCUCACGCAUAAAAGAGAGAGAUGUGAUUGUAUACAAAUGUAAGCAAGGUUUGACAUGAUUGUUUUAGUCAAAUAUUAUAUCUGUUUGGGCUUCUUGCAGUCAAAUUAUGUUCCGGCACGCUGACCAUCUGCUCAAGAAGAAAUAGGCCCACGGCUGAAUCUAGUUGAUCAUCCCUGCCCUAGGCCAUACCCCCUACAUUUGUAGAUUCGAAAUCCAAACUGGAUCACCGUAGUGUGACACUUCUGUAGUUCUGAAAGAAUUUAAGACUAUGGCAAGCAUUCCAUCUAGCCAAUCAGAGGGCAAGGAGGAGGUACUAUCAUGCUGCUCAUACCUAUCUAAUCCUUUCAGAUGUACAUGAAAUGCCUAAGGGUUAGGGGCUAGCAAGGUCGCUUCCGGACAUGGAACAAAUGUCAACGGGGGGCCGAGGAGGACUGUGGCCCACCACCCGAGGCGAAUUAGGAACCAAGCGAGGUGGAAAGCAUUCUAGGUGCAUGAAUACAACAGACGUGUGUGUCAAGCAGCAGUGUGGAGACCAGAGCCCCGGCCUGUUGUUUAAUUUAUGUUUCUUAUGCUUUAUAUCGCUAAAGGUUUGUCAUCCAUGCUGUUCUGAGCUCAUCCCCUAGUCAGUCACCCCCGCAUUGUUCCCAACUUUUUCUCCAAUCUGAAGUGUACUGUUUCAAGCCUCGGUGUAGUUUGAAUUCAUCAGUUUGGCCCUCCAGCAAAGCAUUGUGACGUUCUCAUUAUCUAGACAACAGUAGCACAUGCAUUAAUUAUGAAGGCACAACCAAAUAGGAGGGUUUUGCAGACAAUCUUCCUAUGUUACCUCGCAUAACCUAGCCAGAUGUGGGUCUGAAUUAACUUGCUGCACUUGCAUGUAAUGGCUUUUGUUUUGAUGACCAUUCCCUUGUGGACUAUCUACAAUUUAGCCAUUCUUUCAGCCAGCCUCUCUUUCCUAUCUAUCUCUUGAGGAAAAAGCCUGUCUGUUAUGCAGUAGCCAUGCCACUGCCCAACCCUCCCUCCCUCCCUCUCUAGCUGUUCAGUGUGCAGCCUCUCUGUCUGGGCAGUGGAAGAUUCAAAUUGCCCUUCAUGCAACCCUGUUCUCUCUCGUUGCGGUCAAGAGGCGUGGGUGGGGGACAGGUAAGAGGUCCUCUCCAGAUGACAGAAGAGGGCUGUAAAUGAUGGCCACUUCUGCAGGUGGUCCACUGGGAGUGCCUGGGCUGGCAGCGCUCCCUUUGUUACGGAUUUGACUCGAGCCUUCCAGUCAGAAAACAAGGAGAUGCAUGCUAACGGCUAUUGGGACGAUAUGCUCCCUUUGUGAUGGCUCAGGCCUUCCAGUCCGACUCCAUAGAGAUACAUGCUAAUGACUGUUGGGCUAACAUGCUAAUGGAUUUGGGAUAACAUUCCCAUGUUUGGCCUAACAAUGGCUGCAAUGGCACUACUUAGAACAGCGAGGCCAUUCAGUUUGUGUGACAUGACCUUGUUUAGCAUAUGGACUAUGUUGAGCCACAGACUAGAGCUGUGUUCGAAUACCCAUACUAACAUAGUGUAUACUACAUACUUAAUGAGUAUAUACUACAUACUAUAUACGAUUAGUUCAUUUUAGUAUACUGUAAACAAACUGUAUCGUUUCAGUUGAGCGUACUAGAGCUUCGCCUGUCUACCGGAAGUUGAUGCUGUUGCUAUGCAACCUCUUGCUAGCUUGUUAGCGUCACAAAUGACUAGCUAAACAUUUUACGAUUUCGGCUGUGUUAGUAAAUUCAAUCUGGAGUGCCAGAGUGCACUCUGGGCAUUCGUAAUUUCAGAGCGUUGUCAGAUUGUCCGUUUUGUAAAUUCAGAGCGCACACUGGACGCUCUGGCCGAGGAGUAGGGUUGAUCCGAGCGUUCAACGGCAGUCAAGCACCCAAGCUAACUGGUUAACUUUGGCUAGCUACUUCCAUACACAAAUGAGAGAACACCUCACUCUGACCAUUUUACUCGCCCUAGCAGAGCUGGUUAGGCUGUUUUCAUGUUAUCCAGAGCGUUGGUAACUGUAACUGUGCUGCUGGCAACAAUUUAAUUAUGCAUUUUUUUGCCAACUUUUACUGACACUGGCCAUGUUCAACAGGUGUUAAGCGUUUGUAAAUUGAUCAGUUAUUCUGCGCGAGAGUGCUCUGAAAUUGGAGUAGAUAGCCAGAAUGAACAAUGUCCAUUGAUACGCACAACGACUAUACCACUUCACUAAGAAUGAUGUGAAUAAUCAAGUCAAUAAACGUUGGGUAGUUAGAUAGCAGAUAGUUAAUAUACUGCCUGGCAAGUUCGCUGUAUUAGUAGCCAACUGACGUUAGGUAACUAGCUGUUCAUACCGGUACAUACUGCUGUAAUACUAUGCGGUUCGUAAGGAUAGCAUAGCUAACAAAUUGUCAGCCAACAUAACGUGUAACUUAUUUGAAAAGUAAUUACUUUAUUACAUUGCUCAACAUUUGUCAUAAUUAGUUAAAGCAAUGAAUUUGUAUCCGCUCUCGUCGGACAUCGGCUGCAUAUUUACCGCCAAAUCUGAAAACGUUGUGAAGCCACACCUAUUUUCUGAAGAAUUGCAUUUUGGGCCCUAAAAGCACGGAAAUAGUGUCCACUGCAUGUAUACUUCUUAUUUUGGCGAAUUUAGUAUGACAUCCAGGAACUUUUGGCAUACUAACUAUAGCCAUACUGUGACCAAUAAGCAUACUAUAUACUCAAUUCACGUCACAAAUAGUAAGGUUAGUGUGGUUAGUAUGGUUAGUAUGAGUAUUCGAACACAGCUUGUGUUUGGUAGCAUGCAUCGAUCCUUCCCUGAUAACAGAUUUUUCACUCCUCCCAAACUUGUCUUCCUCAUCGUAAACUAGUACAGAGCCCACACACAUACCACGCCUUCGCAAAAAAUGACGAGAUAAAUCGCUCAAAUGACAAAAACAAAUCACAUCCUCAUCAAGCUGUACAAACAUGUUUGUACAAGAAAAAUUAACUACCACAUUCAAUUAAUCUUGCCUUUAACAAAUACAAUAAAAUGUUAUUUGUCACAUGCACUGAAACAGGUGUAGACUUUACUGUGAAAUGCUUACUUAUGAGUCCUUUCCCAACAAUGCAGAGUUAAAAAGUAAGAAGAAUUUGGACACAAUAAAACAAUAAUGGGGCUACGUUUCCAUGCACAAUAAUAAUUAAAUAUUAAACUGAUUGUGGCAGUAGGCAGACUAUGGAAAUAGUCAUGUCGCUCUGGAUAAGAGCGUCUGCUAAAUGACGUAAAUGUAAAUGUAAAUGUAAAAACCUUACCCUGCCUAUCUUAAUCAUGAAGUAAACGUACGCUGAUUAAAACACCUGGUUUUCUGAGCAAUCUUUCGAAUUAUUAGGACAUGUAAACAGCUUAAUCGGCGUUCCAGCAUUGUAUUUGAUCUGUGCAUGUGCCAUAAACAGCAGCGCAAGCCUCCCUCUUAUGCGCGAGUGAAGUGAUUUCGGAAAAACUGAAAGUAUUCAUCUUAUAAGUAGUUUUCACAUACAAACUUUAUAUGUCCGAACUCAGAAUCAAAUGGACUUAGCAAAAAUAACAUGGUCACUGUGGUAGAAUGUUUAUUUUCUUUGGCGAUUUUCUGCAUUUAUCAAAAGUCCCAUAAAGUAGCCUCAUUUGAUGUGUCCAUGUAAACAGGAUUAUUAGGGAAAUUGUUCUUCUUGCAAAGCAUGUAAAUGUUUUAAACUAUUGCAUUAAUCGGACAAUCCACCAUAAUCGUAUUAUUAUUGUGUGCAUGUAACUGUACUCACUGAGUGUACAAAACAUUAGGAACACCUUCCUAAUAUUGAGUUGCACCCCCUUUUACCCUCAGAACAGCCUCAAUUUGUCGAGGCAUGGACUCUACAAGGUGUCGAAAGCGUUCCACAGGGAUGCUGGCCCAUGUUGACUCCAAUGCUUUCCACAGUUGUGUCAAGUUGGCUGUAAGGCCUUUGGGUGGUGGGCCAUUCUUGAUACACACGGGAAACUGUUGAGCGUUGAAAAACCCAGCAGCAUUGCAGUUCUUGACACAAAUCGGUGUCCCUGGCACCUACUACCAUACUCCGUUCAAAGGCACUUAAAGCUUUUGUCUUGCCCAUUCACCCUCUGAGUGGCACACAUACACAAUCGAUGUCUCAAUUGUCUCGAGGCUAAAAAGUCCUUCUUUAACCAGUCUCCUCCCCUUCAUCUACACUGAUUUGAAGUGGAUUUAACAAUUUACAUCAAUAAGGGAUCAUAGCUUUCACCUGGUCAGUCUGUCAUGGAAAGAGCAGGUGUUCCUAAUGUUUUGUACACUCAGUGUACAAGGAGUACCGGUACCGCGUCAAUGUGAAGGGGUAUGAGGUAGUUGAGGUAAUAUGUACAUGUAGGUAGGGGUAAAAGUGACUAGGCAAUCAGGAUGGAUAACAGAGUAGUAGCAGCAGCGUGUGUGUGGUGUCAAUAUGUGUGUGUGUGAGCAUGUGUGUGUGUGUGUGUGUGUGUGUGUGUGUUGGAGUGUCAGUGUAGUGUGUGGGUGGAGAAUUGUGAUAGUGAAAUAAUCUGUCUGUAAACAAUUGUUGGAAAAAUUACUUGUCAUGCACAAAGUAGAUGUCCUAACCAACUUGCCAAAACGAUAGUUUGUUAACAAGAAAUGUGUGGAGUGGUUGAAAAACUAGUUUUAAUGACUCCAACCUAAGUGUAUGUAAACUUCCGACUUCAACUGUAUGUAAGGCAACUGAGCCAUUAUUCAGUAAUGUUAUUCCAUUUAUUAAAAUGAAACUUAAAGGAAAGGUUCACCCAUUUUGAAAAUAAUAUUGUUUUUGUGCAUCUCUGAGUUAUGUUCUAUCGAUUUCCUGGGUCAUUUCAUGUUUUCAUGUUUAUCUGAGUUAUUGACAUAGCACCGUGAUAAAGUCUCUCACACUACACUGGAAGUUAAUAGGAAUACGACUUUAAGAUCGCGAAAACGUCUAUCAUACAUGUCAGAUUUAAAUACUGGCCGAUUUCAUAACUUGGGAGCAUGUCUUCUCUCGAAUGAGCAAUUGAUCAUAUUUUUUUUAUAUUCCUACCUCGAGAAAUUUGUAAUUUAACGGAGGGUAUAGCACAUUUUUCCUAUUUGUCUGCCUCUUUAGUCCAGUGCGCUUUGCAUGGUCCAGUGCGCUUUGCAUGGUGCCGUUACUGGAGAUAUUAUAGAACGGAGAUAGGAAUCCAAUGAACUAAGAAAUGUUUAACGCGCCACCUAGCAGACUGUCGACCAAUCGCGUUCACGUUGUAAUGCUGCGUCACGCGGUUGCUAAACUAAUCGUCACGCAAUCCCUUCUCAAAGUCAGUGAAUAUGUCGAGAAACGUGCCUAUUUUUCUCGAAAGUACGGAAUGUCACGAUUCCAAAGCUAUACGAUACUACAGAUGGCAAGUUAAUUAUUCCACAUCUUGGAAAAUAUUUGUAAUGUUUUGACGAAAUUCGUGCUAAUGUUGGGUUUUUGAGCUAGCGCCCAAUAGACUCCCAUUGCAGGAAAGCGCUCCUUGUCCCAUAAUCGUCCAGAAUGAACCGAGCGGACCAUUGACGUAGCAUGGCAACGUUUCCUCAAAAGUAUAUAUGCCGUUGCGAAUGUUAGACUCAACUCUGUGAGGCACAUCGAUCUGCAGGUUGAACAUGGUGAGAUUGUAGAUUCCUAAAUUGAUAGUGCAGUUUGUUUAGGCGAUUUUAUAGCGAACUAGCUAUGUUACAUGCUGAUAUUGUCUUUGGUAUUACUGCGUGUACCUAGCUAGCCAGCCCAUAGAAGAGAGCAUUGCAUUGUGGAAUUUGUAGUCGACUUGAGCUGCAACAGAUUUCCACAGCGAUUUCCCAUGUUGCUACCAACUUUAUAACCCCACAAUGAAACAUGUGUUCACAAAAAAAUGUAUUCUCACAUAUUUGUGUUAUUUAACACUGUACAUUGAAAGGAAUAAGUGGUUUUGGGUGGAUUUUUCCAUUAAGCGAUUAAUGUUACUGUAAACAGGACUACAUACCUGACACAGCAAGACACAUCGUCCCAGGUCCGGGCUAAUAAAUAACAAUAACAGCCCUGUUAUGAUAAAACAUAAUGGUAAAUAACUGACCGGCGUGUGUGGAACAUUGGGCUGAAGCGACAGUGUCAUUCACUGACAUUCUCUAGGUUCAACGAUUCGCAUUUGUGUUCUUCCAAAGCCCUUCAUUUUUAACUGCCAUUAUGGCUCGAAACUCAUGGCUUCACUGUGUAGAUAUUCAACCCAAUUGGAACCUCGGCUUCCACCGGCUUUGAAUACAAUACUUUGAAGUGUGGCAAUGGCGCUAGCAACAGGCAAUGCAAUAUUCUCAGAAUGUAUGCUCUACUUUAUGAUUAUGUGUGUGGUAGAGGCACUCUGGGUCAAUUGUUUAAGUUCUGGUUAAGUCUGGUAUAUUUAGUUGACCUAAAAUGUAAUUUGCGUGUGGUCGAUCUAUGACUCACAACUUGUUAAAUGCUGAUCAUCAUCCCAUGGUUAAGACAUGUCUGAAGCCAAAUUAUCAUUAUUAUUGGUUAAAGGGCAAUUUAGGCUUAACCUGUAUAUGUGAAACUUGCACUACACAGUAUGAAAAUGAAUAGAUAUGACUCCAUUGUUAACUAUGAGUAUAAUCCCAAAUGGCCACCUUUUGCUGUCUCAGAGGCGGCUAAUGGGAAUGUCCCGGCUGGGCAGCGGCCUCCACCUCGGAUCCGCAACGUCCAAAUCAACGGGCAGAUUGUCAAACUGAAGUAUUGCUACACCUGCAAGAUCUUCCGACCGCCUCGCGCCUCACACUGCAGUAUCUGUGACAACUGCGUGGGUAAGAGAGAGCAUUCUUCUACCUUCAGUCAAUUCAUUUUUUUUUUUUGUUAUCAUGAAAGAAGACUCAGUCUGAAAAUAACAUACACAUUUUUACACUUCAAUUCACUCAGUGACUGGGUAUUGUGAGAAAAGUAGCUUUUUUUAUCAGCAUGUGAAGGACACAUUCUGCUGAUGCAAGUUUUUAUUUGUUUGCUCAAGCCUUGACCUUACCUUCAUUUAUUUGUCAGUGUUUUAGAACAUUUUAUUGGAAAGAGUUUUAAUCUAAAGUUAUUUUGAUAAGUUCUAUAUCCUGAGAUGCUUGUGAUGGACAUUUGAUAGCUGAAUGGGUUUCCAGUGGGAAUUUGGAAUGCUGGCAUAUUUAUUAUUUCUUCCCCAGUUCUCUACAAAGCACUCUUUGGAAUGUUGCUUGAGGAUAGUGGUCCUCUGUAGCUCAGCUGGUAGAGCACGGCGCUUGUAAUUCCAAGGUAGUGGGUUCGAUCCCCGGGACCACCCAUACACACAAAAAAUGUAUGCAAGCAUGACUGUAAGUCGCUUUGGAUAAAAGCGUCUGCUAAAUGGCAUAUUAUUAUAUUAUAUUAUAUAGUUUCUCAUGUGUGUGCAUGAACAUGUCAAACUCUGCAGAAUAACAGUAAUUUGGCUAGUUGUGAUUGAACCAUGCCUUUGGCCUUUAAAGAUCGGUUAUUGUCUAUUGUGUUUGUUUAUCCAUCUUUGCACAGGUGUUGGACAAAACAAAAGACAUUACCUCUUCUUCAGUGCAAUCAAGUCUGUUGCAGUAUUUUAAUGAAUACAAACAGACCUUUUUCACAUAUUUGAGUAAAACUAGUGGGCGUGGUUAAUAGCUGGAAUGAAGGUGUUUUCCAUGAACCUGCCCUGUGUGUUGUGCCAUACAGGAUUUAGGAGUUGAUUAUAUACACUGGGCUCCUUUUUAUAUACAGUACAUCAACAGAUCAUAUUUAUGAUGGUUUUUCCUCAUUCCUGAUAUGCUCCAAUGCAGAAGUGCCCCACCUGCAUGCUGUCAUCAUAUAUCUUUUCAUGUGUACGUGUUGUCUGCCACAGGAAAAGUGUUAAGCAAGAUGUUUUUCCUCUGUAAAGCUAUCUGACCCUGGAUAGCUUCACUCUGGCUCUGGUCCAAGUGUAAUGAGGAAACGGUGGUCACUAUAUUUAGAUCAGAGAAAGGGGAGUUAUAGGGAAAUGGCUCUUAGUUCCUGUCAAAACGGUGUGUUUGUCUUUGGGGAAUAGUGACCUAUUGUAGCAGAAGACAUUGGCUAAUGGCUAUUUGACCUUUGUUGAACUAGGUUGUUAUUGUCCGAAGUUUAAAGCCUUUAACCAGCAGAACUUUGGGGAAGGGUCUAUUCUACGCACUCUUUUGCAUCUCAAAGUUAAAUUGAACCAAGUUUGUUUUUGUGUCUGUUGGAACAUGUGCAUUUGAUCCCGUGGCCACAGAACCUCUUCCCUCUCCUCUCCAUCUUUGACCUCAUCCUUCUCCUCUUUUCCACAGAUCGUUUUGACCAUCACUGCCCCUGGGUGGGCAACUGUGUGGGCAAGAGGAACUACCGCUACUUCUAUCUGUUCACUCUGUCCCUGUCCCUGCUUACCAUCUACAUCUUCACCUUCGGCAUCGUACACGUGGUGAUGCGUGAGUACUGUUGUUCCUUCAUAGUUUCGCUACAUAUGUGUCACUGUCAAGACCAGAGCAUAGUAUAAUAACAAAAGCAAAUGUAGAUUUAGGUCAGUUUCAGACUGACAGUACUUCAAGACGGUGUUUACAGAUUGGUCGAUAGGAAAUUCACAGGUGUGCGGGAAACCGUCACUCUUGACUUGACAGUUGAGAGAAUGUAAUCGAUCUGGAAGGGUGAGUGAGUGAUGCGGACUAAAUAUGAUGAAACAGAGACCUAGUUCAGCUGAGGCUUGACCGGAGCAUGAAGGGACAUGCAACAGUAACUGCCUGGAUGACAUGCACAUACUCACACUCACACACUUCCCUUUGAUUUGUUCCUAUAUGUGGGACUUUACAGACAGCGAGAUGGCAGGGAAAGGGGCAGAGCAUUUACAGUCAGGAUAAUUGGCUCCAGGCUUGUGAUCUUAAUUCAAGCAGCAGCCAGCGCACUGUCAAUGUCAUUCCUAAUUUUAAUUAAUUGUUUAUUUUUUUAAUGUUGGAGUGAGUGAGGGGAAUAUUUCAGUGUAAGUCUUGGAGCUUAUUAGGAGUGUGUGUGUGUGUGUGUGUGUGUGUGCACACGCUCUUAUACAGUGCAUUCGGAAAGUAUUCAGACCCCUUGACUUUUUCCACAUUUUGUUACGUUACAGCCUUAUUCUAAAAUUGAUUAAAUAAAUACAAAUUCUCUGCAAUCUAUACACAAUGUGCAUAAUCACAAAGCGAAAACAGGUUAAAAAAAUGUUUUUUUUAUAUAUAUAAAUAUACACAGAAAUACCUUAUUUACAUACGUAUUCAGACCUUUUGCUAUGAGACUCCAAAUUGAGCUCAGGUGCAUCCUGUUUAUAUUUAUCAUCCUUGAGAUGUUUCUACAACUUGAUUGGAGUCCACCUGUGGUAAAUUCAAUUGACUGGACAUGAUUUGGAAAGGCAAACACCGGUCAAUAAAAAGGUCCCACAGUUGACAGUGCGUGUCAGAGCAAAAACCAAGCCAUGAGAUCGAAGGAAUUGUCCGUAGAGCUCCGAGACAGGAUUGUUUUCCUCUUUGUAAUACAUUUGCAAAAAAUUUCAGAAAACUCGUUUUUGCUUUGUCAUUAUGGGGUAUUGUGUGUAGAUUAAUGAGUUUUUUUGUUUGUUUUUUUAAUCCAUUUUAAAAUAAGGCUGUAACGUAACAAAAUGUGGAAAAAGUCAAGGGGUCUGAAUACUUUCCGAAUGCACUGUAUGUGCUCCACAGAACCUUUAACUAUGUGCUCUACAGGCUCGGUGGACUCCGGGUUUGUGAAGACACUGCAGGACACACCUGGGACAUAUCCUUUCAGUUCCACAUAAAUCCCAUCUGUUUAUUGACCCUUAGGGCCACUGUAGUUUACUUUUAAACCUAAAAGAAACAGACAUUCAUAAUAAUCAUACCAUACAGACAUAUCUUUGUUUUUAUUGAGCCAAAUCAAGUUAAAUUGAGUUAUAACCUGAAUCGUCACUGGUGCAUUUAACAUCAAAGGCGAUAAUUAAUCAGUAGUGAUUGCAGUAACCUCAUGUUCGACAAAGACCUAUCCUUGACAGGUGGACUUUGAGAGCUUGUAAUACUGUUAAUUUAUCUGUGCUGUUUCCUUAACCUGAUGAUCCCACUGUGCUGGAAGUGCUGGUGUGCUUCUUCACCUUGUGGUCAGUAGUGGGACUGACAGGCUUCCAUUCUUAUCUUAUCUCCCUCAACCAGACCACCAAUGAGGAUGUGAGUAUAUCUAUUCUCUACCAUUCACUACUCCUACUACAGGGGCUGUGUCUCAACAGUUUAAACUGACUUCCUCUCCUCUUUUAUCCAGCACUGGUGAUUAUGGAGAUAUGGAAGGACAUUUUAGAUUGACACAGCUGGUAGUCUCGGAAAACCCAGACCUAGGGCAACAGCACUCAGUCUGGGAAUCAUGAGGGAUUCUCUUGGUAACUUCGAAAAGGGGAAAAAUACAUCCGGGAAGAGUCCUCCUCAGACAGACAACUCUCCCAACAAAUCAUGAGUUUGGGUAGGCGGGGUUUAAAAUGCAGACAGGAAUUGUGCUCGUGAAAAAGUCUUACCAUAGCCUGUAGGCAGACAUGCCAGAACGUCACUAUUUGAAAACAACGUUUGCAGGUAAAACCUUUGCAGUAGUUUUAUUAAAGGUUGAUGCAAACUAUCCACUUGCUAAAUGCACUUAUUCAAGAUACUAUUUUGUGUCUGGGGGAUGUUUACGCUAGGGCAACAAGCGGAUAAGGCAGUGACGUAAGAAAGCCGGAUGUCCCAACUCUGACCUUUCCUCUAUGCCAAACUGACGUUGUCUAAGUACAGGCGUGCAUGCUGCAACAUUGGUACAUUGUAGGAGGCAACCCGUCUGUGUAGAGACUACACAGCCCGGACUCGAGUUAAAGUUUUUACAUUACCACAGGUCUGGGAUCAGAUUAACCCUACCGCUAAUCCUAACCUUAACCAUAAUGCAAUAAGAUCUGACCCUGUGUCAGUUGUAGGGAGCUGCUUCACUCCAGGGUUCUGUUUAUAUGCUAAAAGUGGAGUGCUAACAUGGCAUGGCUUCACGUGGCUGGAAAGAUAAAUACACACUCAUGUGUGUGGUGUAAACACUCAAGUUCUACCACCAGUCAGCUGUCACCUUGGAAACCACACACACUUUUUUUUCUUUGCAGCCUUAGGAACUUAAAGGCUGGAAUUCAAUCAAAUCCACCAUGGCAAUAUUUCCUCAGUGUCUUUGUUUUCAAAUGCACACACAGACGACUUAUUCUGAUAAGUGAAUGCAAGGCUGUGAGUGACAUCUACCUGUACUAGUCGUAGGUUUUUAUACAGUACCUAAGACCAGUGUGUGAUUUUUAUAUAACCAUGGGGAAAAAGCUUUACUGCGUAAAUAUGGCAAUGCAGAAGUGAUUUAAUUCAAAGUUCAAGUUUGAUUAAUAACUACAUAGCAGUCUGACAUUCAAAUCCAUGGGUAUUACAUAAACAAUAAAUCAUGAACAAGUUUUCAAAAGCGUAUUGAAUAGUGAGGGCAAUUCCAUAGUAACAAAAUGACAAAACCAUUAAACAAACCGUACAACUGCACAAGGACCACUUUCAACCAUUUCCAGUGAAAAUUUUACAAAAACACAUUUACUUGAAGAACAGUGCAGAUAUAAAGUUUUGUAACAGAAUGAUUGUAAAAGUCUCCCUCAGUUUGUGACCAAGUUUUCCAAAAACUCUGUUAAAUAUCUACUCUGAAUUAAGAUUCAAAGAUGUCUGCAGAAAGAAUGGGACGUAAAGCUAUGAUAUGACACCUUGAGUUUGAAAAAAUCUAUUUUGGUUAUUGAACUACAGUAUGUGAAGUGGAUUAACACCUGAUAACAGAAUGACUGUAACCGAAUAGGUCCUGAUCUGUACUAUACAGAAAUGCAUCAUUAUGGAUAUGCGAUGUAUUCAUUGAUGUAUCCAAAUUAAGGUACACAAAGGUACAAAAAUGUAAUUUCCUCCUUUGCAUGUUUGGGUAUUAUUCGACACAUUAGCUAUUAAUAAGUUACCCCCCCCCCCCCCCCCCCCCCCCCUCCACCACCAAAUUUAGGACCAAAUCUAAACCAAUAAUAAAUGUCUCUUUCACAAGUUUGGACAUCACAGUAGAGCACAGUACAUUAUACUGUACUCUAGUGUGCUCUACUGUACUGUACAGUACUAUGUUGUACUGAUCUCUACUUUUCUUUACUGUACUAAACAAAACUUCCGAGGACGUCCAGUGUCGGUCAGCGCUCGGUGGUUGAGGACGCUGGUUGUAUGAAAUAGAAACCAAGGGGACUCAUGUAUAGGUGUCAGUAAGAGGUGACCUAACUGUAGAGAGAAGGAGACAGGCAGAGAGACUGGGAGGGCUUGUUCAGACUGUUUUCACAAUUAUGAGCUAAACAUUACAGUAAGCCAGUGGAAGGGAGGACAGUAGCAGGUGACCCAACUUUUUAACAUAAUUUCCCAUUUUAGCCAAUUCAAUUGCAGUCAUUCUGUUACUGAGUUUUCGGUCAUUCAGUCACAGAUUUUGUAACAGUGACACGUUUUAAUCACUUAAUAAAUCAUAAACAAAAUUGUUAUCAGUAAAAACACUAAAUAAUUGGUAGGUCUACCUUUUUAGUUGUUACUUCAUUAUUCUCUCCCCUCAUGUAACAGAAUGACACAAGGCAAUAUUGAUAUUAGUUGGCAAUGGUCUUAACUUCAACAAUAUUGUGGUUUGAUGUAUUUCUAAUUACUUUUAAGACUUUUUCUGGUAGAUGUUUUCUAAGACUCCUUUUCUAUCUGUUUGACCAGAAAUCAAAGACUUUGAUUAUUCCUAAUUUUAGGAUGUAAAAUGGUUGAACAAAAAGUGUAUAUAUGCCUUCAUUUAAAAGAAAAAAUACACUCGUAGCUUUCAUUUGACACCAAAUUUGAUGUGCUCUUAUGAACUUCACGUUGGUGUUCGCAGCCAAAAGUACGCAUGUGGGGUAGGUGCGCGUGCGGUGUGGAGGGCACCUUCAGAUCUAUGGUUGGGCUGGGGUGUAUUCAUUACGCCGAUUCUGUUGCAAAACGUUUCUUAAACUAAAGUAAAUGGAAUGGGAGGGACCUAACUGAAUUUGUCCUAUAUAUAUAUAUUUUUUUUUUUUUUUUUGCAACUGUUUGGAUUUAUGAUUACACCCCUGGUCUCUCUAGGGAUAACAUAUGCUGCAUCCUUUGUCUCCCUUAGCAAGAUAACAUGUGAUCACAUAAAACACUGGGACAUUUGAAUGUUAAGUGCAAGUACUCGAUACAUCAGGAUCCGGAUGCAUACACAUAGCCUUAGACUUAGGUUUGUGUCCCAAAUGGCACCCUAUUCCCUACAUAGUGCACUACUUUUGACCAAGGGCCCAUAGGGCUAUAUAGGGAUGCAUCUUUAGAAAUCGUAUGCAGCUGGUCCCAGGGCUGGCCCUUGAUCUUCACUGAGUUGACAAAACAUUAAGGACACCUGCUCUUUCCAUGACAGACUGACCAGGUGAAUCCAGGUGAAGACUAUGAUCCCUUAUCGAUGUCACCUGUUAAAUCCACUUCAAUCAGUGUAGAUGAAGGGGAGGAGACAGGUUAAAGAAGGAUUUUUAAGCAUUGAGACAAUUCAGCCAUCAAUCAAUCAGGUGUAUUUAUAAAGCCCUUUUUCCGUAAGCAGAUGUCACAAAGUGCUUCUACAGAAACCAGCCUAAAACCCCAAACAGCAAGCAAUGCAGAUGUAGAAGCACGGUGGCUAGGAAAAAAUCCUUAAAAAGGCAGGAACCUAUGAAGAAACCUUCAGAGGAACCAGGCUCUGAGGGGUGGCCAGUCAUCUUCUGGCUGUGCCGGGUGGAGAUUAUAUGAGUACAUGGCCAUUAAGGCCAGAUUGUUCUUCAAGACAUGGAUUGUGUAUGUGUGCCGUUCAAAGGGGGAAAUGGGCAAGACAAAAGAUUGAAGUGCCUUUGAACGGGGUAUGGUAAUAGGCAAGAACUGCAACGCUGCUGGGUUUUUUAUGUUCAACAGUUUCCCGUGUGUAUCAAUAAUGGUCCACCACCCAAAGGACAUCCAGCCAACUUGACACAACUGUGGGAAGCAUUGGAGUAAACAUGGGCCAGCAUCCCUGUGGAAAGCUUUCGACACCUUGUAGAGUCCAUGCCCCGACGAAUUGAGGCUGUUCUGAGGGCAAAAGGAGGGGGUGCAACUCAAUAUUAGGAAGGUAUUUUUAUUGUUUUGUACAUUUAGUGUAUAUCUCAGAGGUCUAACCUCCUGAAAGGAGCUGUCUAGUAUAUUUCUGAACACCCCGAAGGAUUUCUGUUUCCAUUACAUUCACCAGCAGGUAGGGUUGCAAAGGGAGGGUAUAUUACUGGAAACCUAAGUUUACCAGUAAACAACCAGAAUUUUGGUAACGUUCAAGGUUUUUGGGGGAAUUUUAUCAGAUGACAUCAAGUGGCGUAUUUGGGUACUUCAGAUUAUCACAGGUGUCUUUAAUUAUCUCUGGCCCUCUGUGUGGCCUUAUCACCUGUAAAAUAUAGAAAAUAAUCAAAUAAGAUUAUUUAAAAAUGAAAAAUAUAAUGACAAAGCUGUAAAACAUCAUCCUAAAUAUAAACCAUUUUAUUUUACUAUGUCUAUAGGUCUAUGUUGUAAAUGUUUUGGUGCCAAACUGGUGGCAGUUGUGAAAAAAGUCAAUAGCUGGUUUACCUGUGACAAUAUGCCCUGUAUACAUACAUGCAUACAUACAUACAUAUUAACAUACCUAUGUUAUACUUUUACCAGGAAUUGUUCAAUCCCUCACCCUGUGGGAUUACAAUCUAAAAAUGGAACCGUACUUUUGAAUAAGGUAUAAGACCAGGGAAAUUAUUUUUGCAGGGGGAGGCAAUACUGAAUUUACCCUCUUUUUUUUAUGGUAACCAGACAGGCAGUGUCGGAGAUCUAUCUGUAAGGGCGUCGCGUUUGGCGGAAGCAGGGUUGGGGUCAAUUCCAUUCCAAUUCAGUCAAUUACAGAACUGAAAUUACAAUUACAAUGUUCCUUGCUACAGUGCCUUCAGAAAGUAUUCACACCCCUUGCCUUUUUCCACAUUUUGUUCUAGCCUGAAUUUAAAAUGGAUUAAAUUGAGAUUUUGUGCCACUGCUCUACACACAAUACCCCACAAUGUCAAAGUGGAUUUAGUUUUUAGAAAUCUUUACAUACAGUGAGGGGGAAAAAGUAUUUGAUCCCCUGCUGAUUUUGUAUGUUUGCCCACUGACAAAGACAUGAUCAGUCUAUAAUUUUAAUGGUAGGUUUAUUUGAACAGAGAGAGACAGAAUAACAACAACAAAAACCAGAAAAACGCAUAUUAAAAAUGUUAUGAAUUGAUUUGCAUUUUAAUGAGGGAAAUAAGUAUUUGACCCCUCUGCAAAACAUGACUUAGUACUUGGUGGCAAAACCCUUGUUGGCAAUCAGAGGUCAGACGUUUCUUAUAGUUGGCCACCAGGUUUGCACACAUCUCAGGAGGGGUUUUGUUCCACUCCUCUUUGCAGAUCUUCUCCAAGUCAUUAAGGUUUUGAGGCUGACGUUUGGCAACUCGAACCUUCAGCUCCCUCCACAGAUUUUCUGUGCCCUGGCUGAGGGAAGGAGGUUCUCACCCAAGAUUUGACGGUACAUGGCCCCGUCCAUCAUCCCUUUGAUGCGAUGAAGUUGUCCUGUCCCCUUAGCAGAAAAACACCCCCAAAGCAUAAUGUUUCCACCUCCAUGUUUGACGGUGGGGAUGGUGUUCUUUGGGUCAUAGGCAGCAUUCCUCCUCCUCCAAACAUGGUCAAUUGAGUUGAUGGCAAAGAGCUCGAUUUUGGUCUCAUCUGACCACAACACUUUCACCCAGUUCUCCUCUGAAUCAUUCAGAUGUUCAUUGGCAAACUUCAGACGGCCCUGUAUAUGUGCUUUCUUGAGCAGGGGGACCUUGCGGGCGCUGCAGGAUUUCAGUCCUUCACGGCGUAAUGUGUUACCAAUUGUUUUCUUGGUGACUAUGGUCCCAGCUGCCUUGAGAUCAUUGACAAGAUCCUCUUGUGUAGUUCUGGGCUGAUUCUUCACCAUUCUCAUGAUCAUUGCAACUCCACGAGGUGAGAUCUUGCAUGGAGCCCCAGGCAGAGGGAGAUUAACAAUUAUUUUGUGUUUCUUCCAUUUGCGAAUAAUCGCACCAACUGUUGUCACCUUCUCACCAAGCUGCUUGGCGAUGGUCUUGUAGCCCAUUCCAGCCUUGUGUAGGUCUACAAUCUUGUCCCUGACAUCCUUGGAGAGCUCUUUGGUCUUGGCCAUGGUGAAGAGUUUGGAAUCUGAUUGAUUGAUUGCUUCUGUGGACAGGUGUCUUUUAUACAGGUAACAAACUGAGAUUAUGAGCACUCCCUUUAAGAGUGUGCUCCUAAUCUCAGCUAGUUACCUGUAUAAAGGACACCUGGGAGCCAGAAAUCUUUCUGAUUGAGAGGGGGUCAAAUACUUAUUUCCCUCAUUAAAAUGCAAAUCAAUUUAUAACAUUUUUGACAUGUGUUUUUCUGGAUUUUUUUGUUGUUAUUCUGUCUCUCACUGUUCAAUAAACCUACCAUUAAAAUUAUAGACUGAUCAUUUCUUUGUCAGUGGGCAAAUGUACAAAAUCAGCAGGGGAUCAAAUACUUUUUUCCCUCACUGUAUUCAUAAAAAAUAUUAAACUGAAAUGUCUUGAGUCAAUAAGUAUUCAGCCCCUUUCUUAUGGCAAGCCUAAAUACAUUCAGGAGUAAAAAUGUGCUUUACAAGUCUCAUACUAACUUGCAUGCACUCACUGUGUGCAAUAAUAAUGGUUAACAUUAUUAUUUUUAAUGAUUACCCCAUCUCUGUACCCUACACAUACAAUUAUCUGUAAGGUCCACCACUAGAGUAGUGAAUUUCAAGCACAAAGACCAGGGGGGUUUUCCAAUGCCUCACAAAGAAGGGCACCUAUUGGUAAAGGAGACACUGAAUAUCCCUUUGAGCAUGGUGAAGCUAUUCAUUAUGCUUUGGAUGGUGUAUCAAUACACCCAAUCACAACAAAGACACAAGCGUCCUUCCUAACUCUGUUGCCGGAGAGGAAGGAAACCUCUCAGGGAUUUCACCAGUAGGCCAAUGGUGAUCUUAAAACAGUUACAGAUUUUAAUGGCUGUGAUAGGAGAGAACUGAGGAGUGAAAAGAAGGAAGUCUGUACAGAAUACAAAUAUUCCAAAACAUGAAUCCUGUUUGCAAUAAGGCACUAAAGUAAUACUGCAAAAACAUUUGGCAAAGCAAUUCACCUUUUGUCCUGAAUAGAAAGCAUUAUGUUUGGGGCAAAUCCAACACAACACAUCACUGAGUACCACUCUAGAUAUUUUCAAGCAUAGUGGUGGCUGCAUCAUGUUUUUUGUGUGCUUGUAAUUUUUAAGGACUGGGAAUGUGGAAUGGAGCCAAGCACAGGCAAAAUCCUAGAGGAAAACCUGGUUCAGUCUGCUUUCCAACAGACACUGGGAGGCAUUCACCUUUCAGCAGGACAAUAACCUAAAACUCAAGGCCAAAUAUACACUGGAUGUCCCUGAGUGACCUGGUUACAGUUUUGACUUAAAGUGCCUUGAAUAUCUAUGGCAAGACUUGAAAAUGGCUGUCUAGGAAUUAUCAACAACCAACUUGACAGAGCUUGAAGAGUUUAAAAAUGAUAAGUGGCAAAUAUUGUACAAUCCAGGUGUGCAAAACUCAGAGAUUUACCCAAAAAGGCUCACAGCUGUAAUCCCUGCCAAAGAUUAUUCUAACACGUAUUGACUCAGGGUGUUGAAUACUUAUCUAAUCAAGAUAUAUUAGUGUUUUGUUAUUCAUUCAUCUUUAAAAUAUGUUAGCAUUUUUCUUCCACUUUGACAUUACAGAGUAUUCUGUGUAGAUCGUUAAAAAAAAGUCACAUGAAAUGUGGAAAUAGUAAAGGGGUGUGCAUACUUUCUGAAGGCAUCGUUCCUACUAUUAUAAAAAAAUGUUUUUACCAUUGACUGUAUUUGGUGUUUCACAGAUCAAAGGCUCGUGGUCGGGAAAGAACCGGGUGCAGAACCCCUACAGCCACAAGAACAUCAUCAAUAACUGCUGUGAAGUGUUGUGUGGGCCUGCAUACCCCAGGUACUGUACAGUAGGAGAACCAGCUGCCUUAACUGUGCUCCUAGGAUUAACUAGUGUGGAAAAUACUGUGCUGCUGUGUUUUUCAUUGUUUUACCCUUUCUCCUCAUGGUCUCGUUCUCUCUUGUGCCUUCUUUAUCUUCCUCUUGCUAACUUGUCUCUACUAUUCUUCUUCUCUGUAGCCACCCUCUGUCCUCCUGCCCCUUCCGACCCUCCCUCGUCUCGCUCUCUUUCGCUCUCACUCUCACUUCUUUCAAUCGCUCUCUUGUUCGCUUCGUCUCUAAUAUUAUUCCUCUCUCAUACUGUAGCCUCCCUUUUAUCCUCCCACCUCCCUCCUUUCUCUCGUUCUCUCUGUCUCCGUCUCCUUUCUGUUCGGCGGUGAAUAGGGUAUUGUUGAUGACUGAUUGUCUGUCUUCCCCUGGCAGUGUCUUGGACAGAAGAGGACUGACGCAGGAUGAUUUGCCUGUUCCCGCAUCCACUGCCACCAAGAGCAAUCCAGUGCCACAGACCACAGUAAGCCCACGCACGGAAAUUUACUGUCUGGCACUAAAAUGGUUUCAGCUUGCCAGACACAAAGCAUUAGUACAGUGAACAUGCAUAAAAUAUAGCCUAAAUCAAUUACAUAGAGGGAGGAGAGCAAAGGAGGUGUACGGGGUGAACAAUGUACUGUAGAGCAGAAAACGUUUUCCUUUUUUAUAGAGAUACUAUUAAUGUACUCAGCAGCUCACAGUUCUGUAGACAUUUUGUGUCUGUACAGAUGCCAUUUUGUACUGGUGUCUAGUCUAUCCUACUAUAGCCAUUUUGUGCCAUCUACUGUUGCAAUAUUGUACCUCACUAUGUCAGUAUAUUUUUACUGGUGCAAUAUCUUGCCUUUUCACUUCCCCUGAAUUCUAAUACAGGGCAGCUAUCAAUAGUUUCUUGUCUUUGGCUACUAUUAGUAUCCUUCUUAUUGUGCCAUGUUCCCUCUGUAGAGAACUACAGCUCCACUCAUCCCCAACGAGCACACCCCUGACGACGCCAAGCCCAGCAUCGCAGACUUGGCCAUCGCCCACGCAGAGAAAAUAAGCCCCUCCCCCAAGGAGGAGAAGCCGCCCACUCCGCCCAAAGCCCCGGUCAUUCCCAAAUCACCACCCACUCCCACCAAAGUCCCGCCCCUGGCCUCACCUGAAACUGACGUGGAGGCCUCCAUCAUUCUUGCCAAGGAGAAGGCGCUCUAG
This is a messenger RNA of Coregonus sp. 'balchen', 44518 nucleotides long. The record is from the annotation of a GenBank genome assembly. Lineage: Eukaryota; Metazoa; Chordata; Actinopteri; Salmoniformes; Salmonidae.